This is a messenger RNA of Salvia splendens (bonfire salvia), 2536 nucleotides long. RefSeq names its product probable LRR receptor-like serine/threonine-protein kinase At3g47570. Bases 195 to 2288 code for a protein of 697 amino acids. Gene Ontology annotation, biological process: protein phosphorylation. The transcript has 2 exons. The record is from RefSeq and is a predicted model, not a curated record. Lineage: Eukaryota; Viridiplantae; Streptophyta; Magnoliopsida; Lamiales; Lamiaceae. Gene Ontology annotation, molecular function: protein binding; protein kinase activity; ATP binding.
GCCGAACUCUUUGGUGCCGAACAGAUACUCUUUCUUGGGCUCUGGGCUGAUGGGCCGUCACUGUUAUUGGGCUUGCCAUUAGGGUUUAGUUCGUACCCCAUCACGGUGCUAUCCCACAUGCCAUCUUCAAUAUAUCAACCUUGCGAGCGUUAAGCCUUCAACUGAACGAACUUUCGGGCAGCCUUCCUUUAAACAUGGGCGAUUCACUUCCCAAUCUCAGGCGCCUCGCUUUACAUGCCAACAAACUCAGCGGCCCCAUUCCUGCCUCUAUCAACAAUGCUUCUCAGCUCAGUGAAUUGAUAUUGCAAGUGAAUUCAUUCACCGGCCCCAUUCCCAGUUUCGCUAGUUGUAGCUUCUUAACCUUGUUUGUACUCAGCGAAAACAACUUGACCGCAGCCCCGGAAAUGGAAUUUCUCUCUUCACUAACUAAUUCCCAGUAUCUCCAGGUUCUUCAAAUAUCAAACAAUCCACUAUUGGGGGGUGUUCUACCAAAUUCCGUUGCGAAUCUAUCCCAAUCUCUUGAGUUUUUCUUGGCGCAAAACACAAGUAUCAGAGGUGUCAUUCCUUCUCAAGUAGGAAACUUGUCCAAUUUGAUAGAACUAAAUCUAUUUGGCAAUCAGCUGAAUGGAUCAAUUCCGGCUACGAUUGGAGAUUUGAAGAAUCUUGGGAGAUUAGCCCUUGUUUCUAAUAAUUUACAAGGAUCUAUCCCCCUAGAGCUUUGUCAGAUGAGUGGCUUGGCGGAGUUGUACUUGAGCAACAACGAGCUCGAAGGUCCAAUACCAGAAUGUUUGGGUGUAAUGCAACGUCUAAGAGUGGUUGAAUUUGACUCAAACAAGUUGAAUUCCGCCAUAACUCCCAAUUUCUGGAAUCUCGAAGAUCUCGGGGGAUUAAACUUGUCCUCAAACUAUUUGAGUGGUCAGAUCUCAUCUCAGAUUGGAAACUUGAAGGCAAUCAACCAAAUAGAUUUCUCCUUUAAUCUAUUUUCCGGUGAUAUUCCCAGCUCCAUCGACCAUUGCCAGUCAUUAGAAAAUCUCAUUUUGUCAAACAAUAAAUUUGGAGGAUCCAUACCUAAAUCGCUGGGAAAUAUGAAAGGUCUGACAAAACUUGAUUUAUCAAAUAACAGUUUUACUGGAUUGAUUCCCAAAUCAUUACAAGAUCUCAAAUUCUUGGAGUAUUUCAAUGUAUCUUACAACAGAUUGGAAGGGGAAAUUCCAAAUGGGAGCCGUUUUUCUAACUUUACUGCUUCAUCAUUUGUGCAUAACUCAGCACUUUGCGGUGAAGCAAGAUUCGAAGUGCCACCCUGUGCACAAGUUGAGGGAGGAGCGAAAUCAAAGAGUGUUGAUCGAUUAAUGAAGUACAUUUUGCCUCCUCUCUUUUCAGCUAUGGUUGUAGUGAUCAUUGUAGUUAUUCUCAUAAGACGACAUAAGCUUGUACAAGGGAGAAUUCCGGAUAGUACUUCGCUAGGUAAUUCUUGGAGAAUAAUCUCAUACAUUGAACUAUUGCGAGCAACAGAUUCAUUUAGUGAGACAAAUCUACUUGGGAGAGGAAGCUUUGGAUCGGUUUUCAAAGGGAUAUUUGAUGAUGGACUGAAUUUUGCAGUGAAAGUGUUCAAUAUAGAGUUGGAAGGAGGUGACAAGAGCUUCGAAACUGAAAGUAGAAUACUGAGCACAAUUCGACAUAGGAACUUAGUUCGAGUCAUUGGUUGUUGUACCAAUAUGGAAUUCAAGGCUUUGAUUCUUCCGUUCAUGUCGAAUGGAAGCUUGGAGAAAUGGUUAUACUCCGAUAACUAUUGUGCAGAUAUUCUACAACUGAUGAAUAUCUCGAUUGAUGUUGCUUUAGCUCUGGAAUACCUUCAUCAUGGUAAUACCUUCCCCGUUGUGCAUUGUGAUAUAAAGCCGAGCAAUGUGUUGCUCGAUGAAGAUAUGGCAGCUCGUAUUGCUGAUUUUGGUAUUGCAAAGCUCUUUGAUGAGGGGGAGGUCAUCAUCCACACCAAAACGCUAGCUACUAUCGGUUAUGCAGCACCAGAGUACGGAUCACAAGGGAAAGUAUCAACGAGUGCUGAUGUAUAUAGUUUUGGGAUAAUGCUUUUGGAGAUGUUCACAAGAAAGAAGCCGACAGAUGAUAUGUUUGGAGGCGAAAUGAGCUUAAAGGAGUGGGUCAGUGAAGCACUAGAAGCAAAUGAAAUCAAUCAAGUAGCAGCCCAUGCUUUGCUAUCAGAAGAAGAUCGGCAUUUUGAUAUGAAAGUGAAUUGGAUGAUAUCAGUGUUUGAAUUGGCAAUGAAACGAUGAAAGAAUCAACAUGAUUGAAGCAGCAGCCACACUAAAGAAGAUCAAAGCAAAAGUUGAAACAACGUCGCGCAAGUAACUGUCACGAUCACGACUAAUGGUCAAAUAUAAAUAGUUUCUUUCAGUUUUUUUGUUUAAAUGAAUCGAGCAUGUUAGAACUCUUCAUGGGUUCUUCUUCUUUUACUUGUAUCCAAUGUUGAAUUGUAGGAAAAGGAAAUAAUUUUAUCUACACUAUUUUUACUCCCUUAUAA